Manis pentadactyla (Chinese pangolin) is the source of this 3198-nucleotide messenger RNA. Its product is annotated as anthrax toxin receptor-like. The record is from RefSeq and is a predicted model, not a curated record. Gene Ontology annotation, cellular component: membrane. Gene Ontology annotation, molecular function: signaling receptor activity. Bases 1 to 1485 code for a protein of 494 amino acids. NCBI's taxonomy places the organism in Eukaryota, Metazoa, Chordata, Mammalia, Pholidota, Manidae. The transcript has 16 exons.
AUGAGAUCUUGCGGGUGGGGAGCGGUAGCCCUUCACUUGGCUGAGCCUCUUUCUUCUCACCAGAUGCUGGGUCCCAUGUACGCCAUCUUCCUGCUGCUGCUGCUGCCGUCUCCGCUCCUGACCACCAGGAGCACCCCCGACCCCUCCGUCACCCAGGACCAAGGUCACCACCCCAGCUCCAGGCUCCAGGAGAGCCCAGCAGAUGGGGAAUCCUGCUGGAGCACUUACGACCUGUACUUCGUCUUGGACUCAUCACGCAGUGUAAAUGACAACUGGGAGUUCACACAGAGCUUUGUGCGGGAUUUGGUGCACAGAUUUAAAAACCCCAAACAGCGUAUGUCGUUCAUUACCUACUCGACACACGGCCGCAUCCACAUGAAGCUGACCUCGAACAGAACAAAAAUAAACAAUGCUCUUGUUGAAUUGCUCAAUGUACGACCUUCUGGAGCCAUAAAUAUGCAGCACGGAUUGAAAAAGGCCAAUGAGCAGAUCGAAAGAACACGAGCUGCAGGAGCGAAGGUACCGAGCCUCAUCAUCGUGCUGACAGGUGAACAACUGCUGGCAGAAUCGUUUGCAGAAACACAAGUUGAAGCUGCAAAAUCCAAGCAGUUGGGGGCAACUCUGUAUUUCGUGGGUGUGCAAAAUUAUCAGCUAUCCCAGCUGUUGGAAAUUGCUGGUGAAGAGGAUCAUCUGUUUCAAGUGGACAGUGGGUACCCUGGACUGGAAGACAUCAUUGACCCACUCAUACUGAGCUCAUGUGUGCAGAUUACGUCUGUGGAUUUCUCCGCUAUCUGCACCAGAGAUAGAGAUGAAGUCAAGGUUUUUGGAAAAGGUUUUAAAAACAUACAGAAGGAUGAAGUUGUCUGUCGAUUUCGACUUGGAAAGGAAACGGCAAGAAUAGAGGCUCUAUCUGUGCAAAAUACCUCCAUUACAUGCCCAGGACCGAAGUUAAAUAAUCAGCACCAGGCCAUCUUUAUCGAUAUCAGCCUGAAUAAUGGCCUCUCCUUUAUCAAGACCGAUUUUGAUGUCAGCAGGAGGAACUGUGUGACUUCCAGGGAGAGGACCCCUCCUGCCCUACUGGAUGCCGUAUCACCAGCUGCCCAACGACAUGCCCUUCCACAUGCUGUGCCGGGUGACACACGGCAUGUUUGCCCGGAUAAAAAGCCUUACAGACCAGUCCUCAGUUUCAAACCUCUCUACUGGGCUAUGCCUCUCAUUUUGCUGCCCUUUCUCGUGCUGCUGUGCUGUUGUAUCGGGCGACGUUGCACUGCAUGUAUCCCGGCGUCACUGGGAAAGAAGUGCCUUACGGUGAUUAUGUCGUGUUGUAAUAAAGACGAAACGACAGCGCAGACAGGUGAUUCUGCUGUCCCCCUGCUGACGCCCGUCGUGGACCAUCCUGCCGCACACAGCAUCAACCCACCUGCCAUUGCUCCAUCCCCAGCAGCACGUGCUCAUGGUGCCAGGGUGCCCAACCUGCCCAGCUGAAUGAUGCCACUCAUACCUGCUGCAGCCUGGACGCUCCGGGAAGCCGCACUGCAACUCUAACCCCAUAACACGAUCGCUACAGCACCAAAACCCCAAUAUUGUUUUUUGUUUGUGUGUUACUGUUUUAUAUUUUGGUAUGAUUCAUAUACACUUAAAUGAGCAACUUUGUGGUUACUAGAUUACCCCCAUUAUCAAUUCCCUCCCACAUGCCCCAUUCCUGUCACUGUCCGUCAGCAUGUAAGAUGCUAUAGAGUCACUGCUUGUCUUCUCCAUGAAGUACCGCCUUCCCCGUGCCCACCCCCUAUAUUAUGUGUGCUGAUCAUAAUGCCCCUUUUCCCCCUUCUCCCUGUCUUCCCACCCACCCUCCCCUGUCCCUUUCCCUUUGGGAACUGUUAGUCCAUUCUUGGGUUCUGUGAUUCUGCUGCUGUUUUGUUCCUUCAGUUCUUGCUUUGUUCUUAUACUCCACAGAUGAGUGAAAUCAUUUGAUGCUUCUACUUUCUCCAGCUUGCUUAUUUCACUGAGCAGAAUACCCUCUAGCUCCAUCCAUGUUGUUGCAAAUGGUAGGAUUUGUUACCUGCCGCUUGAGGACUAUCAGCCCUUAGGUAUCAUCCCAUGUUGCAGUGGGACUUGGUGUAAGUCCCUUUUAUUUAUUUUAUUUUAUAUUUUUAUUAAGGUAUUAUUGAUACAUACACUCUUAUGAAGGUUUCACAUGAAAAACAGUGUGGUUACUACAUUCACCCCUAUUAUCGAGGCCCCCCUAUACUCCAUUGCAGUCACUGGCUGUCAGUGUAGUAAGAUGCCACAGAGUCACUAUUUGCCUUCUCUGGGCUACACUGUCUACCCCAUGAUCCCCCCCACACCACGUGUGCCAAUCAUAAUACCCCUCAAUCCUCUUCUCCCUCCCUCCCCAUCCACCCGCCCCCUCCCCUCCCCUUUGGUAACCGCUAGUCCCUUCUUGGAGCUGUGAGUCUGCUGCUGUUUUGUUCCUUCAGUUUUGCUUCAUUGUUAUGCCCCACAAAUGAGGGAAAUCAUUUGGUACUUGUCCUCUGCCUGGCUUAUUUCACUGAGCAGAAUAUCCUCCAACUCCAUCCAUGUUGGUGCAAAUGGUAGGAUUUGCUUCUUUCUCAUGGCUGAAUAGUAUUCCAUUGUGUAUAUGUACCACCUCUUCUUUAUCCAUUCAUCUACUGAUGGACUCGAUGCUUCCACAUCUUGGCUGUUGCAAAUAGUGCUGUGAUAAACGUAGGGGUGCAUAUCUCUUUUUGAGUCUGAGAACUUGUUCUCUUUGCGAAAAUUUCUAGGAGUGGGAUAUUUAUAUUUUUAGUUUUUUGAGGACCCUCCAUAUUGCUUUCCACAGUCAUUGAACUAGCUUACAUCCCCACAAGCAGUGUAGGAGUUCCCCUUUCUUCGCAUCCUCGCCAGCAUUACUUGUUCUUAGUCUUUUCUAUGGUGGCCAUCCUAACUGGUGUGAGGUGAUAUCUCACUGUGGUUUUAAUUUACAUUUCCAUUGUAAUUAGCGAUGUGGAGCAUCUUUUCAUGUGCCUGCUGGUCAUCUGAAUAUUUUCUUUGGAGAAGUGUCUGUUCAGAUCCUCUGCCCAUUUUUUAAUUGGGUUAUUUCUUUUUUGGUUGAUGAGGUGUGUGAGUUCUUAAUGUAUUUUGGAUGUUAACUCCUUGUCAGAUAUGUCGUUUACAAAUAUAUUCUCCCAUACUGUAAGA